Messenger RNA from Racocetra persica, 307 nucleotides. NCBI's taxonomy places the organism in Eukaryota, Fungi, Glomeromycota, Glomeromycetes, Diversisporales, Gigasporaceae. The record is from the annotation of a GenBank genome assembly.
AAGAAGACCUAGACAAGUUCCAGAAAGACCCAAGACCAAAGGAUGGUGGUCAGCUCCACUUUUACCUAAAAAUAAGAACAAGAUAUCAACAGUGGGAUUUGUUGGGAAGAAUAAAGUAAGGAAUAAUAAAGGUACAGAAAUUCCUUACAUAGCUGGAAUAUUUAAAAGUAUUGCCAUUAAAUCUGAAUUAUUAUUAGCAUCUUUGGAAGAACUAAGAGUUGAUAAAUCUGAAAUUGGUGUGAAAUAUCUUUUGAUGGAAGGUGGAGAAGAAUUUUUAAAACAUAAAAAAGGAUGCGUUAUUUGUUGA